Messenger RNA from Olea europaea var. sylvestris, 2511 nucleotides. RefSeq names its product probable LRR receptor-like serine/threonine-protein kinase At1g63430. The transcript is spliced from 13 exons. Lineage: Eukaryota; Viridiplantae; Streptophyta; Magnoliopsida; Lamiales; Oleaceae. Bases 315 to 2315 code for a protein of 666 amino acids. Gene Ontology annotation, molecular function: protein binding; protein kinase activity; ATP binding. The record is from RefSeq and is a predicted model, not a curated record. Gene Ontology annotation, biological process: protein phosphorylation.
UUUGAACUCCACUCUUUCAUUGCUUUCAUGGGUUGUUAUGGAUUUUGAUUCAUAGAUUUAACCUUAAGCUUGCUUCAAUUAUUUAUAAUGUCCCCUAACAUUUAAAUUAAUUAUUGAUAAACAAUGCAAUUCUACUUGAGCUUCUUGUUCUGAUACCAACUUAUUCUCUCUGUUUAACGAUAAACGCACUUAUACAAUUCCAGAUAAUUCUGAUUUUUACUUCUUGUGGGUCUUUUUCCUUUUAUCUUUUUGGCUUUCUAGGAAACUGUUAUUUGAUGGGUUCUGUAAGUUCUUGCUGGGUGUAAAGAUUGAAGAUGGGAUCUUUUUCUUCAUUUCAAGUUCUUUUGCUGAGUUUGGGACUCUUUCUUGCUGCUUGUAAUGCAUUCCCACAAAAUGAAGCUGUAGCUCUCACUUUCUUCAAGAGAGCUAUAAUGGAGGAUCCCCUUCUGGUUUUGUCAGAUUGGAACCCUAUGGAGUCCGAGCCUUGUGAAUGGUCUGGAAUUUCUUGUUCUAUGGCAAGAGAUCAUGUCAUAAAGCUUAACAUAUCCGGGGCAUCGUUAAAGGGUUUCAUUGCACCAGAACUGAACCAACUAUCUACUUUGCAAGAAUUAAAUUUGCACGGAAAUUUGCUGAUUGGUACAAUCCCCAAGGAAAUUGGUAUGUUGAAAAACCUGAAGGUCUUGGAUUUGGGCAUCAACCAGCUAACAGGACCAAUUCCUCCCGAGAUUGGAAACUUAACCAGUGUUGUGAAAAUAAACCUCCAAUCCAAUGGGUUGACAGGGAAUCUACCUUCCGAGCUUGGCAACUUGAAGCACCUCAAAGAAAUCCGGCUGGAUAGGAAUAGGCUUCAAGGACAAUUCCCUGCUAGCAAUGGCUCAGAGUUCCCUUCCAAUCUACACGGGAAGUAUGCUUCAACUGGAAGUCCCACAGGUUUUUGUCUAUCAUCCCAAUUAAAAGUUGCAGAUUUCUCAUUCAACUUUUUUAAUGGAAGCAUACCCAAGUGCUUGGGAUAUCUUUCUAGAUCGAGCUUUCAAGGUAAUUGCCUUCGAGAUAAAGACUCCAAGCAGCGCACCACAGAACAUUGUGAAACAGUUAUAGCAGGUGGUGCUUCGCCAUCUAGCAACCAUCCAGUAGUUAACACACAACACCAACGUGUUGAAGACAGAUCCACACACCAACCUAAAGCUUCAAAACCUGCAUGGCUUUUGUCCCUCGAAAUAUUGAUGGGAAUUAUGGUGGGUUCUCUAUUUGUCAUUGCUCUCGUCACUACACUUCAGAAGUGCAAGCAAAAACCUUCUAUAAUCAUCCCUUGGAAGAAAUCAGCAAGUGAUAAAGACUACACGAUGAUGUACACUGAUUCCGAGCUACUGAAGGAUGUGGUGAGGUACAGCAGACAAGAACUUGAGAUAGCUUGUGAAGAUUUCAGCAACAUUAUCGGAUCCUCUCCAGAUAGCCUAGUAUACAAAGGAACCAUGAAAGGCGGGCAGGAAAUAGCUGUAAUAUCCCUUUCCUUCAUAGAAGAGAAUUGGACAGGCUUCCUUGAACUUUAUUUUCAGAAAGAGGUGGCAGAUUUGGCAAGAUUAAAUCAUGAAAAUACGGGAAAAUUGCUAGGGUGUUGUAGAGAAAGCAAUCCGUUUACAAGGAUGCUGGUAUUUGAAUACGCAUCAAAUGGAACACUUCACGAGCACCUUCACUACGGAGAAGGGUGUCAAUUUUCUUGGACACGGCGCAUGAAAAUUAUUAUUGGCAUAGCCAAGGGACUAAAUUAUCUUCACACUGAAAUUGAUCCGCCAUUUACUAUAUCCGAAUUGAACUCCAGUGCUGUAUAUCUUACAGAUGAUUUUUCUCCCAAGUUGGUUGAUUUUGAGAGCUGGAAGUCGGUUCUUUCGAGAUCUGAGAAGAGCUCAGGCACAAUCAGCAAUGAAGGUGCCAUUUGUGUUCUUCCGAAUUCUAUGGAACAACGCCAUCUUGAUAUCCAGGGUAAUAUCUAUGCUUUUGGAAUUCUUCUAUUGGAAAUAAUCAGUGGGAGACCUCCAUAUUGCCAAGAUAAAGGGUGCUUAGUCGUUUGGGCCAAGGAAUUUCUUGAAAUGCCUGACAUUACAUCUUAUGUGGUGGAUCCCGAGUUGAAACACUUCAGAUACGAGGACCUAAAAGUUAUAUGCAAGGUGGUAAAUUUAUGCAUCCAUCCAAGUUCUAGCACUAGGACAUCAAUGCAGGACUUGUGCGCCAUGUUGGAGAGUGGUAUUGACACAUCUGUGUCACUCGAGCUUAAAGCAUCAUCAUUGGCAUGGGCCGAGCUAGCGCUUGAUUCAUAACCGAUCAACAGAAAUAUACAGUAGCAAUACCUUUUACUUUGUUCAUUUUCAUUUUAAAAUCUUGUGUAAUCUAACAUUUGGUAUUGGGUUAUAGAAACAUAAGGUUUGUAAUUGGCCAAUGUCAAUUCUUUGUGUAAUCUUUAGGCCAACUAGUAACAUUUGAGAGUGACAAAUAGUGAAUGAAGACCUUGCUUCA